GCGCUACGCAGGUGUAUGACGUGUGGAUGUUCAUGCGCUCGCGUGCUGCUGGACAAGGACAUCGGGAGAUGGAAUGACAUUUGUGUGACGCUUGAUAGCUUCCCAUUUCGAAACAUUACGUGGGAUAUCAAAGUAAAAAACCUGACUUUGAGGAUUAUUGUCUUACUAUCUGGUCAUUGCUAAACAGACCAAUCGCAGUUUCGAUACAAUUCGCUUCUGACACAGCAGAUUUUUUAUUUGGGAUUGAGAGGGGACCAAGAAGAUAAAGAGCUGGUCCUUCCUUGGGGUUGCUGUGGAAUAAUGCCCCUGGUGAUUGGAGUUACACAUACCCCCUGUUUGUGAAUGGCUGCUUGUAGAGGGGGCGUCGCCUUGUGGGUGGGGUGUGUGAGGAGCCAUGGCAAAAGGCAACCAGUCAAGCAACAGUGCUGGAGUCUUGUUCAGGCGAUGGAUGUGCAGUGGAGUGGACAGUUCCAGUCGCUUAGCAGCACAUCAUGGGCCCUGGUUCCCCCAAACAGUCUGAGGUACCAGAACAUCAAGCAUCUGGCCCUGUCACACCCCUUCCACCAUGCCAGCCAGGGCCAACCCCACAGCCAGAGGCCCCCGGACGAGGACUGGGAAGAGACAGUAAGCCUGUGUGUGCUGGUGCAGCCUGGCCCUGGGGAGUGUGAUGGCCAGCACACCCUGGUGGAGGUGCCUCUAUUUGGGCAGAUUAAACUAGGUGAACUCCUGGCUCCGGGAGGACUCAGUAGGCCCGUGGAGUUCCUCUUCCCCUUGACCACGGUGGACGGGAGCAGAGAGGAUGACAUCAGUGUUGGGACGACUAAGGUUCAGGCGGAAGGUUCCAAGACGAUGCUGAACGUGGGAGAGACGGAAACAGAAAAGAGGGAGAGAGGAUCAUUCCGGAGCCUGUUUGAGACAGAAGGAUGUCCAGCUCCAUUUAUGAAUGGAUCUAGGUUCUACUGCUUCCACUGUCCUGGGAUGGAGCCAUUGCCUGGUUAUAGGAACAAAUCGGGCCAUAUGAUUAGACUAGAGAAUGAGUUGUCACUGUUGCUCCACACCUCUCUUUAUAGUAGUUAUGCAGAAAGAAAGACAGUCGAGGGGGGUCACAGCGACAGAGAGAGGGAGGACGAGGAGAAACUGGCAUUGAUGUAUGAAAAGCUGAGAAUUGAGCUUCCUAGUUUCUUUAUGAAGAGUCAUGACUACACCAUGUACACAAAUGAUAUCGAGUUCGUCAACUGUAUUCUAAAUGCCAAGACCAGGGGCAGAGUUCUGUACCAGCUGAGCCUGUCUCUGUGGAGGCUGCUGUGUCUCUGUUACUAUGCUGAGGCCCAGUUAGAGGUACUGAAACUGACCAAGCACCCAGAGGACAGGACCAUCAAGGCCAGGUGGAGUGUCAGAGGACUGCCCUUCCUCUCUCUGCUGCUGAGAUUCUACCGCAAGGACAAAACUGACCUCUACAGGUCAUAUGAUGCGUUCUCUACCUUCUACCUUGGCCAUGAUGGACUCAUACAUUGUCACAAAGUGGAAAAAGUGAUGAAAGCCCAGCCGCCAAUUCUGCCCGGGGUGACCACUCUGUUAGCGGGAGCCCUCGUGUCCCUGGGGGUCCAGGAGCAUCGGCCAGCCCUCAACCUCAUGCCCCCCUUGCUCUCGUCCCGCCGAGACUGAUAGAGAUGGAGGAACGAGCAUGUGUGUACCAUGAGAAGUAACGGGGAGAGGGGGAAACAGGCAAUCAGUGUUGAAAAAAAAAACUUUUCCCUCUUCACCCGUACAAUGCCUGCUCUGAAAAUAAAUAAAGAUCCAAAACCGUUCCCUCUCUGGACUCACACAGCAAUAGAAUAGCAGCUACUACUUUAGUUGAAAUGCAAUCCAGGACUUCAGUUUAUCCAGUAAGUCAAGUCAGUUCCUUGUUAACGCAAACGAUUGCACAGCGCUUGUGUGAUGUUGAACCACCUUCUGGGCCUAUACGCUCACACUACAUAGUCUGCUACUCAAAUGUCUGCUAAAUGGCAUAUAUUAUUGGACAAACCUAUUUUCACUGCAUUACAUGAAGACUAUUGCUUU
This is a messenger RNA of Oncorhynchus kisutch (coho salmon), 2061 nucleotides long. RefSeq lists its product as uncharacterized. Bases 343 to 1665 code for a protein of 440 amino acids. Lineage: Eukaryota; Metazoa; Chordata; Actinopteri; Salmoniformes; Salmonidae. The transcript is spliced from 7 exons. The record is from RefSeq and is a predicted model, not a curated record.